AUCUCAGCAUGAAGGCGUUUAUAGUUAUUUCUCUGGCAGUUCUUGCCACUUUGGCCAGUGGUGGGAAUGUUCCUGGCGAUGGCGUGAUUGGAUCCAAGCAAGCCCUGAGACUCAGUCUGCAGAAUCCCGGAGAUGUUUACUUGGUCACGAACUUCAUGGCCUGCCUCCAUGCAUACUCUUGCAUGGACACGGCGCUCAGCCUGGAGAUGGACUCUCCUCUGGGAUUCCUCGCUCAGAAUGUCUUCAUCUACGAGUACGACGGCUAUCUUGUGUUCUUCAACCAGAUCAAUGCGAAGCUGCUGUUCAUGCUGCCCGCAGCCAAGAUGAAGGAAGUUCUGACACUGGUCAACGUGACUGCGGAUCUCAACAGAUUGUCUCUGGCUGUUGCCUUCAACUCCUAUCUUGGCAUCAACAAUGCGAAGCAGACCAAGAACUGCGUGGAGAUGUUCAACUACGUCGGAAACGUCUUGGCCGAGCUGAUUGGAGUCGGCUGCAAACCCACAGCUGCAGUGAACCUCCUGGGACUCCUCAAUCUCUACACCGUCUUCCCCAACGACCUGGUCGUGCUGCAGCCCUACAGCCCUGUCAAGAACUUGCUGGUUGAGUCUGCGUCGGAUUUGGCGCUGCUCAUCGCUCGCUGCUCCAUCGUCGUGGACGCCGCUGCGUUCUACAACAAGAAUUUCCUCUUCCAGGACAUCAUCUUCCCGGGCAAGACUCUCAGUGGCAACAAAAUUGGCAAUAUACUUGGUAACAAGGAUAUUCUCGCCAAAGUACCGUAUCUCUUGAAGCACAUCCUGUACAAUUUGCCCUAUCACGAUGUGUAUGAGUUUUUGGUGAAUCUCUUAGUAACUGUCACUCUCGAUUCUAAGCCUCUGGAAUUGUAUGAAGAUUUCUUCUCGCUUGUCGCUCUAAGCGGAUAUAAACACAAAAAUGACUAUGAAACUACUACUUAUUACAGUACUACAGAAGCAGAAACAACCACAGAGUACGAUUGGGGCAAAUGAAGAUAAAAAAAAGUAAAUGAUUAUUAACUUAAUGCAAGUGUAGGGAUUUCGAAGACACAUGUAAUAUUCUUGUAAACCCAAAAUAGAUAUUGAGAAAUAAAGAAAGACAUAUUUUGCAAA
Messenger RNA from Phlebotomus argentipes, 1124 nucleotides. RefSeq lists its product as uncharacterized. NCBI's taxonomy places the organism in Eukaryota, Metazoa, Arthropoda, Insecta, Diptera, Psychodidae. The transcript has 2 exons. The record is from RefSeq and is a predicted model, not a curated record. The coding region runs from base 9 to 1004 and encodes 331 amino acids.